UUCUGCAUGUGUUCAGCAUGCUGAAACACUGCCUAACACAUGUGGACUACACGCGUCUGCAUGCCCAGCAGAAAAUGCAACCCAAAUGCGGCGAGAUCUUCUACGAGCAGGAGUGCAACAGAUUCCACUUGGCUUGCUGCCUGUGCGAUAUGAAGCACUUCUCCUUCGAUGAUUUCGUGCGGCACAUUCGCAACGUACACUUCGACAAGCAGGGAAGGCCGCAGACGCAGGCGGUGACUCUGCGUGCUUCGGCUCAGCCCCUGCCUGACACUGCGGGGGAGAAGCUCCUCCUGGCAGGGGAAUAUGAUGAUGUACAGGCGGCGAAAGUCCCUAUCUCAUUGCAGACGGGAGACACUCAGAAAACUGAAGGGCUCUGGGGGUGUGGAGAGAAUUCGCCAAAAUCUAACAGUGACGAGUGCGACCUAGAGCCAGAGGCCAUCUUAAGCAGCCCCUGUGAGAGGACAGAUGAAGAGAGCGAGGACCAGCAAAGUAUUUUCAAGCGGCAGCCAAAGGAAUUCUGCUGCAAGCACUGUGAUCGAAAAUACACAUCGGCGAAAUACCUGAAUACCCACAUAAAGAUGAGCCAUCCCCACCCGAAGGCGUUCAAGUGCAGCGACUGUGGAGACGCCUUCGAUGUGGUACGGGCCCUGGAGGCGCAUCGGCGCAAACUGCACACUGAUUUCAGUUGCAAACUGUGUGCCAAGAUCUUCAAGAACUCACGGACUCUCCUCCGUCAUGUGCAGGGACAUUCUGGUGUGCGGCAGUACAAGUGCGACUUUGAGAAUUGUGAGAAAUCCUUUACGAACAAGCACAACCUCAACUCGCACCGCCGCAUCCACAAAACGGAGCGCAACUAUGUUUGCGAGCUGUGCGGCUAUAGGUCGCGAUACCGCGAGGCUCUCAUCGUCCAUCGACGCUCCCACACGGGCGAGAAGCCCUUCAAGUGUGAGACCUGCGCGCGCUGUUUCGCCUCGAAGUCGCUGCUGAACGAGCAUCAGCCGAUGCACUCCACGGAACGGCCCUACAAGUGCAACGAUUGCGAGGCAACCUUCUCCCGGCCCAAGGCUCUCUAUCACCAUAAGCAUCUGCACCUGGCAAUCAAAAAGUUCAAGUGCAAAGUCUGUGGCAAUGCCUACGCCCAGGCGGCGGGGCUCUCGGCCCACAUGCGGGGACACAAGCAGCAGGCAGCCAACGGUGUGUCAGACGGCAAAGAAAUGGAUAUGCUAUUUACCUGCUAACCGGGCAGAACCACGGAGUACGUGGUAUAUAUAUAAGCUAACGUUGUACAUAUAGAAUACUACAUAAAACGAUAUUUCCGAUA
Messenger RNA from Drosophila persimilis, 1321 nucleotides. Its product is annotated as zinc finger protein 813. Gene Ontology annotation, molecular function: DNA-binding transcription factor activity; RNA polymerase II cis-regulatory region sequence-specific DNA binding. Bases 18 to 1238 code for a protein of 406 amino acids. The transcript has 2 exons. NCBI's taxonomy places the organism in Eukaryota, Metazoa, Arthropoda, Insecta, Diptera, Drosophilidae. The record is from RefSeq and is a predicted model, not a curated record. Gene Ontology annotation, biological process: regulation of transcription by RNA polymerase II.